GCGUUGCGGGCUUGCGGCGGUGGAACGGAGAGAGGGAGUGUGUUGUGUGUGCGAUUUCGCGCGUUCACCGCGAUUCCGAAUUGUUCUCUGACAGAUUUGGCGGCGAGUGGACAGUCGAGUCGCGAUCUGGCUACACGACUGAGCGGGCGAGCGCACUUGUUCGCGAGAGUUGGCCGACGAGAUGUCCGUGAUGGGUAAGCCGGUACUCUACUCCUAUUGGCGGAGUUCCUGUUCGUGGAGGGUGAGAAUUGCAUUGAACCUAAAGGAGAUACCAUACGACAUAAAGCCUGUGAGCCUGGUAAAGAGUGGUGGCGAACAACAUUCCAAUGAAUUUCGAGAGAUUAAUCCGAUGGAACAGGUCCCUGCACUCCAUAUUGACAAUCACACGUUAAUAGAGUCUCUGAACAUCUUGCAAUACUUGGAAGAGACUAGACCGAAUCGUCCACUGCUGCCGGCAGAUCCUGUGAAAAGAGCGAGAGUAAGAGAAAUUUGCGAAGUGAUCGCUAGUGGCAUACAACCGUUGCAGAAUCUUGUUGUUCUGAUUUACGUCGGGGAGGAACGCAAAAAGGAAUGGGCACAGCAUUGGAUUACGAGAGGAUUUACAGCUGUAGAAAAAUUAUUAUCGUCGAGUGCGGGCAAGUAUUGCGUCGGUGACGAGAUUACGUUAGCGGACUGUUGCCUAGUGCCACAGAUAUUUAACGCGCGAAGAUUUCACGUCGACCUGAGGCCCUUCCCCACAAUUCUAAGGGUGGAUCGUCAUCUGGAGCAUCAUCCAGCUUUCACCGCAGCUCAUCCCAACAACCAGCCCGAUUGUCCACCCGAGGCGACCAAGUAGCAAGCGAGGCAGACCACCCUUUUCCUCUUCUAAGUCUUUAGACGGACGGGAAAAGGUGGUCUGACAUCAUGUGGUUGCAUAGUGAGAAAAGGUGAACCCAAUUCAUUUAUAUCAGUCAGAGUUGUGUCAAUCGUACGAAGCUAUAUUUCUUUAAUGCAAAUUUUGCUUCUAUUUACAUAAGUAAAAUUGCAAAAAUUGGACUCGGAUAACUCAGAUAAGGGUUGUAUGUGCAACUUUACAUAAUCAUGAAAAAAAAAUCUUUAUUUAGGAUUGUAUUGAAAGGAUAUUCAAUACAAUCCUUUUUGCCUGAGUUAAGAUUUAAGUAUAGAAGAUACAUUCCUCAAGAAAUUAAAUAGACUGCGAUUAAAUUUGCAUUCAAUGCAAAUGUAAUGCGAGAUAAAUAAAAAAUUGGUGUUGUACAGAUAUACAGAAAUAUAGAUGUGAUACUUUGCGUUAAAUGCAUAAGCAAAGAAAUCAAGUCAAAUCCUCAAGUACAAUGAAAAUUGAUACAUUGUAUGUAUUUUUCAUUAGAGAUGUUUCAAUGAGUCCAAUCGUUGCAAUAAGUGUGUACAAUAGUGAGAAAUUAAUUUCUGUUUGUACCGCGUGUUCAAUCAAUUAUUAAAUGGUCAUUUCACUUUAAUAUGAUAUUUACAUAAAACAUUCCAAGAAAAUCGAAUUGAUCGAGUUACACCUUUUAUCACUUAUAAACUGCGUAUCGGUACUGAAAUGGUUAGCGGCGCGAUACAACAGGCAAUAGUCUUGAUUUGACGUGUUAUAGGUACUGUACUAUAAUGCCGCUUAUCGUAAAAGAGUCACUCGCACCAUUUCUGUACUUGCAUUAAAGAAAGAUCAAUAUUUGGCCUAGCUUUUCAUGUUUUGUUACGUUUUCCACAAUUUUACGUAAUCAAGCGAAAUUUUAUAAAGAUAUAUAUAUGAUAUUGACUUAUUCCUUGUAUAGGUUGAAAUCAAAGUUUAUUUUUUACAUCCUUAUAAUUUGUAUUUUAUUUUCGCUUACAUAGCGUUAAAGGAAAAAAAGAGGUUGCUAUUAAAUCCUAGUGAAUGAUCCUAGUGAAAUGUUCGCUGGUACAUAGAAUAGCGAUUCGUAUUUUUAUGUGAUAUGAAGUACACGGAAACAAAUUCAAGUCGAGUGAAGGGAUUAAAUUCGAAGGGAAACGUGUAAUAAGGGAAUGCGCUCUGCUCAAUAUCCCCCAGAAUACCAAUAUGUAAAAGAAAAAGUACAAAUCAUCUAUUUCCUUUGAUAUUCCAGUUUCAAACUGCAAUAUAUUUGCUUGCUUCAUUUAUACACUUUGCAUAUCUUCCAAAUAAGAUAUUUAGUAAUCCCAAUCGCGCUAGACUAGUACAGUAUAUUUUUCAGCGUUUCACUUGUGCGUCAUCCCAACUAUUUGUUACGAGUACUAUACUUUGUACAUCAUGUAUCGAAAAACCGUCAGGAAUAUUUUUCCGAAAUUUAAAAGAAGAUUUUUUAUGUGUUUUUGUUAUUCUCCCAUUACUUUGUUUUAAAUUUCGGAGGAAUUCAUUAAAAUAAAAGUGCAAAUGAAGCAAACAGAUUUGUUGUAUCCUUUUUCUGUAUAAUACCGUGCGUAGUGUACUUUUUGAUCACGAACUAAUGUUUAUAUAGGCGUAAACAAUAUUUCUUUCUAAACUCGCAAAGAAAGAUAUUUGCUGCGUAACUACAGUCAGAUUAUCUGUGAUUUGAGUUACGUUAUGCAGAAUUCAAGUAAUUUCCGACGUUGCUGCGAAGAAUAAAAAUGUGCCAUUAAAACGCCAUUUUACAUAGUACAAUCGCGAACAAUUUCCAAUGCAAACGAGAAACACGUUUCGACGCUGACAGAAUCAAAGUACAUAUUUAUGCUCUUACAAAUAGUUUUUCCGGUUCGAGCAUAAGCAGAGAUUAUAUGAUAUUAAUAUUUUUCACGAAUCUUUUGAUAGGAUCGCUUAUUGUAAAGCCACGUUAUACAUAGUCCUCGUGUGCCGCGAAAACUUUUAUACGCGAACGUACGUUUGCCAAAAAGUCAAGUCUUGUAGAUAUUAAAUACGACUGACCGAACUGAUAAAUCCAGAUUCCAUUGGCAUUCUUCCUUAUUGCUGCGUUAUCCUUCUUGUCCUCGUUUUUUACAAACACGUUACGAUAUCUAUGUAAUUGGAAUCUCAUGUACAACAUCAAUGAGUCUUUAUGUAACGCGCACUUUGUAACUGCCUUUUUGACACUUUUUCAGAUGACUACUUCUUCCAUGUAGCCUCCAGCCUUCGCAAUUAUUUUUCUAUAGGAGAUAUAGUGUUACAUAACGAAGGUUUACUUCUUUCUGUAUUUUCUCUGAGAUGGAGCAAUGAGAAUUAAAUAUAUAUAAUAGAAUAUAUCGUCGCAAAUUUAAAAAAAAACGUCCUACAUAUAGUGCUCUGGGACAAGUAAGACAUGUAUUCCGUGUUUAUACACACCCCACACGUGCACACAGCCAUAUAUUAAUCUACCGAGUGAUUAGAUAAUAAUGUAUAUAAUCUUUGUACGAACUAUCCUCACUUUCUGCAACAUGCACGACGUCGACGAGACGAGCGUACUCGAAAUUGAACGUAACUUUUAUGCAUGUUUGGUGACAGCUCUAAUGCAUACGAUGCAAUUCAAUCUAUGGAAAAAAGAUGUGAGCAAAUCAGGAUCUUUGCUAUGUUAAUCUUUAGUGUAUUUAAGAAUAUUUAAGGAUUAAUUAACGAGAUCUCGCAUUGAAGUGUGAAUUUUAUCAAACUUUCGUAAAGCAGUCUAUGAAUACGAAACAUUGAUUUUAUCAAAAAUAAGCUGUGUUGCUGUAGUUGUUCGUGGCUGUAUUAUUGUAUGACAUCUGAUAUCUUAAUAAUAAUUCAUUCCUGGAAUUACGGUUGCAUAAAAUCAAAAUUACUCGAUUUACAAGUGAAGAAAGAAUAAAAUUUUGUCUAUUCGAUCUUUGUGAUUUAAUUUGCGAUAACAUUUAAGCGACUGCUAAUAAAUCUAGCUCUCCAAUUUUUCUACUUAGUUUUUUUAUAUUUUUAUGUUAUGUGUAGCCCUUUGUAAGAAUUUUUACUUUCGAUUAAAAUGAAAAUGAAAAAAAAGUUACGUUUUAUACAUCAAUUGCAAAUCUUUCUAUAUUCCGUAUUUCUAUACGAGAGAAAAAGCAAGUUGCUUUGUUCCAAUUGCCUUUUUUACUCUCUACUAUUCUCACUUGGUAGAUUCGGCUUUUGUGAAAUUUUAAAUUUAUAGACAUUUUAGUGCUACAUUUGUUUUUCCUAUCGUGAUCUUCAAUCUCGAAGAUUUGGUUUUUACAUUGAAAAUGACAACUUAGUUAUAUGAAUAGAGAUCCUUGAUUAUGUUUAUUCUAAAUUACGUAUAAAUUUUCAAAUAUCCUGUGUUCGACGAAUCGUACAGAACUUGCGUAUAAUACACGUAUAAAAGAAGUAAGAAUAAUACGUUUUUUAAGAGAUUGAAAUAAAAUACUGUAUAAUACUUUGUACAAUAUAAGCCACUCUCCAUUUUUGCUUUUACAACAUUCAUGUGUACUUGAGAUGUUUCGAUGAUUUUGAUUGCAACUUGAUUUUAUGCGUGUGAUAUGCAGCUUUCGCAUCGAUCUUACGUAACACGAAUUGCAUACUAGUAUCACUGUAUAGUUCGAUGAAAUAAUGGCAGAAGCGUGCUACACCACUCUCCCGUUAUAAUUUUAACUAGAUUUCAGACGGCGUAAAAUUUUGUGAAAAAAUGCGUGAGGUACGUUAAGUGAGCAAAUGGGAGUGUACAAUAAAUAUAGUGACUGAUAUGUCGAUCUGAAAAUAGUUCAGAGCGCAUAGAUAUUUUAUAAGCGAAAAAAUUAUUAUUGUGUACGUUCACACUGCUUAUAGCGAAUAAAAGCGUCUGUGUCAAUACUGUAUGCUGCAUCAAUAUAUAUAUACUACUUUAUAGUAGUCACGAGGAAAAGAUCAAAACAGUAAGUGCAUUCGUAACUGUAUACUUAUUAUUCGAAUAAAACUAUGUUUUCUCUGUA
Molecule: messenger RNA, 4857 nt
Organism: Ooceraea biroi (clonal raider ant)
Lineage: Eukaryota; Metazoa; Arthropoda; Insecta; Hymenoptera; Formicidae
Product: probable maleylacetoacetate isomerase 2
Biological process (GO): glutathione metabolic process; L-phenylalanine catabolic process
Cellular component (GO): cytoplasm; mitochondrion
Molecular function (GO): glutathione transferase activity; maleylacetoacetate isomerase activity
Source: RefSeq, a predicted model, not a curated record